ACGGUCACGCCAGGAGUACAUCACGCAGUGCUAAGACAUAUAAAAGGACUGCGUUCCCUGGUCUCAGCCACCUUUCAGCACCAUGAGGGCGACAGUGGCAGCUCUUCUCCUGUGCCUUGUGGUGACAGCAUGCAGGUGCCAGGAAACUCCACCUGGCCCUCCUGGACCAACUGAGGGGCCACAACCAACUGGACCACCAGGCCCACCAACCGGAGGUCCUGAUCCAACAGGUCAACCUACUGGAGGUCCUGAACCAACUGGCCCACCUGGCCCACCAACUGGAGGUCCUGAACCAACAGGUCAACCUACUGGAGGUCCUCAACCAACUGGAGGUCCUGAACCAACUGGAGGGCCACAACCAACUGGUGAGCCACAACCUACCGGAGGACCUCAACCUACUGGACAACCAGGGCCAAUUUCUGGGAGACCUGGCCGCAUUUGGUUUGGUAUCUUCUAAUGAAUCAGCACUAGAGUCUCACUGAAGCAUGACUACAGCUUUUCCUUCCUCUUGGCCACUAAAGUCUUUUUGAUUUAUUGAUAAGGAUUUUUAUUGUUACUGUUGAUACUUUAUGUCUCAUUAAAUUAAAAAUGAAAAACUCUU
Schistocerca serialis cubense is the source of this 601-nucleotide messenger RNA. Its product is annotated as proline-rich protein HaeIII subfamily 1-like. NCBI's taxonomy places the organism in Eukaryota, Metazoa, Arthropoda, Insecta, Orthoptera, Acrididae. The record is from RefSeq and is a predicted model, not a curated record. The transcript has 2 exons. The coding region runs from base 83 to 457 and encodes 124 amino acids.